GUGAUCGGACGUCACAUAAAGCCCGCCUCGCUGUCCCCAUCCAUUCUCUCUUACAUGGCUUUCUCUGCAACUCUCUCCAGCAGCGUCUCCUUCAACCUCGACGAGAAUCACUUGCGCUUGAGUGGUCCUCAUCCGUCCCUCUCCCGGGAGGAGCUCCAGUGGUUGCGCGGCGCUUCGGCUUCGAGCUUGAGGUCGUCGUGCUCGAGGAGUGGUCGGAUUCGGAGCUCCGGGGCAAUGAAGGCAGGCGGUGCGCCGGCGGCCAGCGAGCGCGCCGUGAAGGCGAAGGUCCCUCACGUCUUGACGGUCGCCGGCUCCGAUUCUGGAGCUGGCGCGGGGAUUCAGGCCGAUCUCAAGGCCUGUGCGGCUCGCGGAGUGUAUUGCUCCACUGUGAUUACUGCGGUCACUGCACAGAAUACUGUUGGCGUUCAGGGUGUUGACAAUGUGUCGGAAGAAUUUGUUGCGGAGCAGCUGGAGUCCGUGCUCUCCGACAUGCAGGUUGACGUGGUCAAAACUGGCAUGCUUCCUUCAGCAGGCAUAGUUAGGAUCCUUAGUAGCAGUCUCAACAAGUUUCAAGUUCAAGCUUUAGUAGUUGAUCCGGUAAUGGUGUCCACCAGUGGAGAUGUUCUUGCUGGUCCUUCUGUUCUUGCUGUGUGCCGAGAAGUGCUUCUUCCUAUUGCCGAUAUAGUUACCCCAAAUUUAAAGGAGGCAUCUGCUUUACUUGGGGGUAUGCAACUGGAGACAAUUGCUGACAUGCAUUCUGCUGCGAAGUUAUUGCAUCAAAUGGGGUCAAGACACGUGCUUGUCAAAGGUGGCGACCUCCCUGGAUCUUGUGAUGCUGUUGAUGUUUUCUUCGAUGGUGAAAGAUUACAUGACCUGCGUGCGCCUCGUGUGAAAACUCGUAAUACUCAUGGCACUGGAUGUACUUUGGCAUCGUGUAUAGCAGCUGAGCUGGCAAAAGGUUCUCCUAUGCUUCCUGCUGUUCAGGUUGCCAAACGCUUUGUUGAGAAUGCCUUGGACUACAGCAAAGAAAUAAGUAUUGGGAAAGGACCUCAAGGCCCUUUCGAUCAUUUUCUGAUGUUGAACCGAAAGGUUCAUAAUUUCAGGAAGAAGAUGAUCCUAGAUCCGAGUGAUCUGUUCUUAUAUGCUGUUACAGAUUCUGGGAUGAAUGGAAAGUGGGGCAGAUCUAUUGAAGAUGCUGUUAAAGCUGCAAUUGAAGGAGGUGCAACCAUUAUCCAGCUGAGGGAAAAGGAUGCUGGGACGAGGAACUUUCUUGAAGCAGCUAAAUCCUGCAUGGAAGUAUGCCGUUCCCGGGGCAUUCCUCUACUAAUAAAUGAUCGCAUCGACAUUGCUUUAGCUUGUGACGCCGAUGGGGUCCAUGUCGGUCAAUCCGAUAUGCCUGUUCGCACUGCACGUGCCCUUCUUGGGCCGGAGAAGAUCAUCGGUGUAUCAUGCAAGACACCGGAGCAAGCCCAACAAGCAUAUAUGGAUGGUGCCGAUUAUAUUGGUUCUGGAGGCAUAUAUCCGACAAACACAAAGGAAAACAAUCUGACUAUUGGCUUGGAGGGGUUGAAAGCUGUUUGCUUGUCUUCUAAGUUGCCAGUCGUUGCAAUCGGUGGAAUCGGCAUAUCAAACGCACAUUCAGUGAUGGAGCUUGGGCUGCCAAAUCUUAAGGGAGUAGCGGUUGUGUCGGCCUUGUUUGACCGGGAAUGCAUCUCCACUGAGGCUAGAAAGCUUUAUGAGGUGCUCUCGAGGACAGCAUCAGAGGUGAAAUAAACAUGCAAAACAAAGAUGCAGGUGCAGGAUAUAUCCCUGAUAAUGAAGUUUUCCUUGUGUAUUUGACCAAGGCUUUUGCCUUCGGUACAUAUUCCAAGAAUUAUGGCGGAGUAGGUUUUACUGUCCUCGUACGAGGAUGUGAAAAGAACAAUAUGGUUUUGUAUCUUCAUUAAUUUAUAUCCUUGAAG
Molecule: messenger RNA, 1961 nt
Organism: Rhodamnia argentea
Lineage: Eukaryota; Viridiplantae; Streptophyta; Magnoliopsida; Myrtales; Myrtaceae
Product: thiamine biosynthetic bifunctional enzyme TH1, chloroplastic
Exons: 10
Coding region: 55-1773 (572 amino acids)
Biological process (GO): thiamine biosynthetic process
Cellular component (GO): chloroplast
Molecular function (GO): phosphomethylpyrimidine kinase activity; thiamine-phosphate diphosphorylase activity; hydroxymethylpyrimidine kinase activity
Source: RefSeq, a predicted model, not a curated record